This is a messenger RNA of Sporothrix schenckii 1099-18, 543 nucleotides long. RefSeq lists its product as uncharacterized. The coding region runs from base 1 to 543 and encodes 180 amino acids. NCBI's taxonomy places the organism in Eukaryota, Fungi, Ascomycota, Sordariomycetes, Ophiostomatales, Ophiostomataceae. The transcript has 2 exons. The record is from RefSeq and is a predicted model, not a curated record.
AUGACAAGAUCUCAUGGCGACCGGGAAUCAAAGGCAAAGCUACCACUGGGUGGCCGGCUGGGGGGGACCGCGGGCGAAGGCGUCAGCGACAGCCAGACCGUGAUUCAAACGGCUUUGGCGUUCCGUGACUUUCAAUUUGCAAUAGAAUCGCCGACGGGGCCCGAGUACUGCAGCUUCUUGAAGAGCCUCCUGCCACGGCCCGAUCCCAACGAGCUUUGCGUAUUUACACAUGGCGACGUGUAUCCCGGGAACAUCACGGUCGACAUUGACCCGACUAACCCGACCGAGUAUGUAGUAACGGGUAUCAUUGACUGGGAAGAGAGUGGCUUCUAUCCAGCAUGGUUCGAGGCGACCAAUGUGUUGUACAACUUCAAAGAAUACUAUGAUGAACCCAAGGGCCGGAAUGGCCUGGAAGACUGGUGGCGGUACGUUCCACGGUGCAUUGCCCCUGCCAGCUACCCGACCGAGUGGGCGAUCGGCCGGUUACUCUGCACGUGGCAGAUGAAACUUUGCUUGCGCCUCGCAUACAAGUUGGGCCGCUGA